This is a messenger RNA of Vicia villosa (hairy vetch), 407 nucleotides long. Its product is annotated as nucleobase-ascorbate transporter 7-like. The coding region runs from base 56 to 340 and encodes 94 amino acids. The transcript has 2 exons. The record is from RefSeq and is a predicted model, not a curated record. NCBI's taxonomy places the organism in Eukaryota, Viridiplantae, Streptophyta, Magnoliopsida, Fabales, Fabaceae.
UUUAACUCUAACAAUGCUUUUAACAUAAUUUUUCUUUAAAUAGAAAGAAAAAGCAAUGGUUAUUCAAAGACUAUUGGUUGUUGCAGGAGCAAACAUGUUGGUGCAAAGUUUCUUUGGGACUCGUCUACUCGUGGUCAUUAGCCCUUCAAAUACAUUUGUGUCGAUCACCCUACUAGUUGUCUUGGCAGGUAGAUACAAGGAGAUUGCGGAUCCACUGAGAGAUUUUACAGAUUAUGCGUGCAACACAAGGUGCACUUAUGUCUGCCUUCUCACUGUCUUUGAAACCUACAGAAACGCACAUACUUGUAAGACUGACCGUGUUAAUGUUAUUAGAACCUAAACAAAUGCACAUACUUGUAGGACUGAUCGUGUUGGCAUAAUUGGUACAACAUCUUGAAAUAUAUAGU